Molecule: messenger RNA, 2302 nt
Organism: Harpegnathos saltator (Jerdon's jumping ant)
Lineage: Eukaryota; Metazoa; Arthropoda; Insecta; Hymenoptera; Formicidae
Product: poly(A)-specific ribonuclease PARN
Exons: 13
Coding region: 247-2049 (600 amino acids)
Biological process (GO): priRNA 3'-end processing; nuclear-transcribed mRNA poly(A) tail shortening; siRNA 3'-end processing
Cellular component (GO): nucleus; cytoplasm
Molecular function (GO): RNA binding; metal ion binding; poly(A)-specific ribonuclease activity
Source: RefSeq, a predicted model, not a curated record
UGGAAGAGGAGUUUCAACAACGGACGGAGACCGCUCGGACUGGUCUGGAUUGGUCGAGCUCGUGACUCGAGACUGGUUUCUGUAGCGGCUGCAUCUUGGGUCUUGGUCGAGUUGUUUCCGACUUUCUCGUGAGAUGAGACACGUAUCGUGAGAUAUAUCAUGAAUUUAGCACGCACAAAUCUGUGAUCGAAAUUCAAGAUUAAACCAUGUGCCUGCAUUGAUGUGCGUAUAAAUAAACAUAUAAAAAUGGAAAUAACGAUCCAGAAUUUCCGGGAUGUGUUGUCGGAAUUGGACAAUCACUUACAGCACGCUACCUUUAUUUGUAUCGAUGCAGAAUUUACAGGACUUAAUUCAGCUCCAGAUACUGGUCCCUUUGAUACACUAGCUCAGUAUUACACCAAGCUCAGAACAGGAUCUAUGAGUUUCCUUCUUGUACAGUUUGGCCUAUCUUUAUUUACAUACAACUCAGAUACAAAGAAAUAUUCUCAGCGUUCUUACACCUUUUAUGUGUUCCCUAAGCAACUGAAUUAUCGUGCACCAGAUUGCAGAUUUAUGUGCCAAGCAUCCUCAAUAGCCUUUCUGGCGAGUCAAAAUUUUGAUUUUAACAAACUCUUUAAGCAUGGUAUACCAUAUCUUAAUAUAAAUGAAGAAGAGAAACUUAUCAAGCGUAUGGAAGAGAGACAAAGACAAAAAGAAGAAUACAAUGAUGCAGUAAUUCCAAUAUCAGACACUGACAAACCUCAAAUCGAGGAAAUAUGUUCUAAGAUAGAGGAUUUCCUUGCUUCGGAUAAAGAGGAGCUCACGAUAGAGAGAUGUAAUAAAUUUAUGAGAAGGCUUAUAUACCAAGAGGCAAAGAACAGAUGGCCUGACAAAGUAAGAAUAGAAAGUAAGAUUGAGAACACUUGGCAGUGUCUUUCGGUACAAAAGGUAGGCACCAAGGAACAGGAAGAAGCAAAAGAAAAUCAAAGACGCGAAAAAGAAAAAUUAGAAUUUGACCAGGCUGUGGGAGUCAGCAAUCUUCUGAAGAAAGUUCUGAAUUCUGGAAAGACAAUAGUUGGACAUAACAUGUUGCUUGAUUUGUGUCAUAUCAUACGUCAGUUUGUGACACCUUUGCCAGCGGAUUAUUCAGAAUUUAAGAAUCUGGUUCAUGACUUAUUUCCUAGUUUAUUGGAUACAAAAGUCAUCUGUCAAUCACAGCCAUUUAAAGAGCAUAUAUCACCGUCAAGUACAAAUCUGAACACGCUGUUAAAGAUUAUGAGCAAACCACCUUUCUCUAUUCCCGAUGUGGAACCCAUAGAAGGAUGCAGUUAUUCAAUUUCGACAGAGAAGCUGCACGAAGCAGGCUACGACGCAUACAUUACCGGAUUGUGCUUCAUUGCUUUGUCUAAUUAUCUUGGAACGAUAAAACAAUCUGAGGAUGCAGCGGAUGAGGUGUUAGCUGACUCUUCUUUGCUAAAACCCUUUCUAAACAAGCUUCCUGUAUCUAGACUGAGAGAUGUUCCGUAUAUGAAUCUAGUAGGAAAAGAUCCAAAACCCAGUAGAGACCACGUAUUUCAUAUAACAUUCCCCAAAGAAUGGAAGCAUACGGAUAUAAAUCAACUUUUUAGCCCAUACGGAGGUGUACAAAUUUCAUGGUUAACAAAUACAACAGCGUAUGUCGCUUUGUUUCGACGAGAAAACACCCGUGAAGUAAUGAACGCUUUGUCUAAAGAGACUGUUUGUACGAUACAAACGUAUUUGGAUUACCAAGCUAGUUUAAGUGCCAGUGGUGUUUGUUGCGAGGACCGUAAACGAAAGUUACCAGUUGGGAACGCAUUGGAUGACGCAAUCGCCGGCAAGUCCGGCAAUGGUGCAACACCAACUUCGUCAACGAUAUCAUUACCAAGCUUAUCGUCAAAUUUAUCAAAACGCUCCUCCCUUUCGAUAUCCACAGAAGUUUCCAAUGACGGGUGGGAGAUCGCCACAGGAAAGCGACGUAAAAAACGCAGAGAACAGAACGUCGAAGUGGCUAGUAGCAGAGCUUUCGCAGAAAAUGACGCUUGGAAAUAGAAAAUAUGUUUGGAAGAAAAGCUCGCCUCUUGCGUGAAUGCAGCGCGACUCUGACUACAUGUAUAGAAAUAGAAAUAGAAAUACGCAAAUGUGUAUAGAGAAGCUCGCCGCGCGAGUAGGAAGAUACGAGUGCGUAUCAGUAAGAAGCAAAAAGGAAAUAUACAUACAUAUGUAUCUCAAUUACACAUUUCGCGUGAGCGUCCCUAACGUUCUUUUGAUGUGUAUAAAAAUAAAUUGUUUCUGAUAAAACCGA